Owenia fusiformis is the source of this 1078-nucleotide messenger RNA. Lineage: Eukaryota; Metazoa; Annelida; Polychaeta; Sabellida; Oweniidae. The record is from the annotation of a GenBank genome assembly.
GAAUAAUUAACGAGUGUCCACCAAUAAUUCAUCCAGGUUUGAUAACACCAAAUGAUGAAGAAAUCACAACUGAAAUGACAGCAUAUGUAACUGUAGACACAUUGGAUAAUAAAACAACAAUUUCAAAUGUAGCUGCAGAAGAACUAGAUGUUAUAACAACAACUCCAAAUGUAACUGCAGAAGAACUGAAUGUUAUAACAACAAUCCCAAAUGUAACUGCAGAAGAACUGAAUGUUAUAACAACAACCCCAAAUGUAAAUGCAGAAGAACUGAAUGUUAUAACAACAACCCUAAAUGUAACUGCAGAAGAACUGAAUGUUAUAACAACAACCCCAAAUGUAACUGCAGAAGAACUAAAUAAUAUGUCAGCAACAGCAAAUGUAAAAAUGACAAUAACUGAAAAUGUAACUGUAGAUGCACUGAAUGAUAUAACAACCUCAAAUGUAACUGUAGAAGAUAUGAAUGAUAUUACAGCAACCCCAAAUGUAACUGCAGAUGUGCCAGAUUUCAUUGUAGCAACAGGAGCACCAAAUUAUGAAGCUGAAUCUUACACCUAUAAGAGACCAAAACGUUUUGAGCCAGAACCAUCUGAGGCAGAAUAUGCAGCUGUUUUAGGAACCCCCUUAUUUUGUAUCAUAAUAGCUAUUAUCUUAGUGUUUGUUAAUGCAGAUCUCCCUAUCUUGUAUAGGCACAUUAGGAAGGGCUUUAGAAAUAUCAGAGACGUAUUCAACCCAAAGUCUGCACUGAACGCUACCUAGAAUUUGCAUGGCAUUUGUGAAACAUUGAGAGUUUUUAUAGAAUGUGCUUUUGAAAAUCCAUUAAUAACAUGAUACCUGAAAAACACUAAUGUAAUAUAAAAAAAAAAUAUGAACAUUUAUUGUUGUUGUUGUUUUCAUUAUCAAAGUACAUUUACAAAGAUUUUUUUCGCAAAGCUUCCGAAGCAAACAUUAUCGGUAACUAUACAUAUAAACAUGCUACAAUAAAAUUAAUACAGUGAUUGACAGAUUAUGACAAUACAAAAACAUGUAUCAUGAUUGAAUUCAUCGUUUUUGUCAUUACUGCCUGUCUAGUAAUACUC